Diatraea saccharalis (sugarcane borer) is the source of this 375-nucleotide messenger RNA. NCBI's taxonomy places the organism in Eukaryota, Metazoa, Arthropoda, Insecta, Lepidoptera, Crambidae. The record is from the annotation of a GenBank genome assembly.
AUGCCGAGCGCACGUGGCUAUGAGCGUGCGCUGCGUGCGGGCAGGCAGUCCUCUUCAAUCCUGUCGCGAACCGCAUCGGGAGCGGUCGUGUCACUAGUUAAUAAAGAAGCCAAAAUUGAGUGCCUAAGAGUGGAGAGAGGCGGCGCGUGCUUGCGAUGCUGGCCCGCUCGCCGCCUAGACAGGCAUGGAUAUAUCGACAUGGGGACCCAUUCUAGUAUCCCAUCUGAUGACUGGCAGAGCCCCGGACCGUCACCGCCGGUUCCCGAGCGGCCUUGCUUCCUGCCACCAGCGCCACCGCAAUAUCAUCGUCGUUUAUCGCCACAAUGCCUCUCCGGUAAGCCCUCUAUGACAGACAGGUGUUCGUUUGGCCAGUGA